Messenger RNA from Protopolystoma xenopodis, 276 nucleotides. The record is from the annotation of a GenBank genome assembly. NCBI's taxonomy places the organism in Eukaryota, Metazoa, Platyhelminthes, Monogenea, Polystomatidea, Polystomatidae.
AUGCACCCUGGCAUUGACCUACACUCCACUGAAGCGUUUCAGUCUGGUCGAUUGGUUAUUCAGGAUAAGGCCAGCUGUCUGCCUCCCUUGGUACUAUUUUCCGCCCUCUUUGACAGAGAUUUUGUUAAUCCUCUACCAGAUCUUAUUGAUGCCUGUGCUGCUCCUGGAAACAAGACCAGUCUUUUAAUCGCUCUGCUAGCCAAUCGUAUGCAUGCCUUGCCAAAAGAAUCUGGCCAGCCUACCAUUUUCGCCUUUGAGCGGAACAAGGAAAGGUAA